AUGCAGUGGCAGUCAGCCCUGCCCAUGCCUGUGGACGACUGGAGUCUGACCGCGGACUACCCAGUUUGCCGCUGCUGUCCUGCCAUGAGAGGCGUUGCCAAUGGCCUUCUCCCCCUUGGGCUGCUGUCGCUGCUGUGUGGGGUGCAAGGCUUCCUCCUGCCCAAUGCCACGCACCUGGAGAGGCUGCUGAGCAAAUACCGGGGAGACAGCCCUCACGCCCGAGCCCGCAGAGCCAUCCCGCUGGCCGACAAGGAGGAGAUCCUCAUGCUGCACAACCAGCUGCGUGGCCAGGUGUACCCCCCGGCCUCCAACAUGGAGUCCAUGACCUGGGAUGAGGAACUGGAGCGGUCCGCGGCGGCCUGGGCGCACGAGUGCAUCUGGGAGCAUGGUCCCACCAGCCUGCUGGUGUCCAUCGGCCAGAACCUGGCUGUCCACUGGGGCAGGUACCGCUCUCCGGGCUCCCAUGUGCAGUCGUGGUACAACGAGGUGAAGGACUACACCUACCCCUAUCCCCACGAAUGCAACCCCUGGUGUCCCGAGAGGUGUUCCGGGGCCAUGUGCACCCACUACACACAGAUUGUCUGGGCCACCACCACCAAGGUUGGCUGUGCGGUGCACACCUGCCGGCAGAUGAACGUCUGGGGCGACGUCUGGGAGAACGCCGUCUACCUUGUCUGCAACUACUCGCCAAAGGGCAACUGGAUUGGAGAAGCCCCCUACAAGAAUGGGAAGCCCUGCUCGGAGUGCCCCUCUAGUUAUGGAGGCAGAUGCAAGGACAACCUCUGUUACCGAGGCUCAUACAGUGCAAACCCAGAAACGGACGACAUGAACGAGGUGGAGGUGGCCUCGCUUCCAGAAGAAAACCAAGGGCCGAUCCAGCCGAGGGUGGUCAGGCCCACCAAGGCCAGCAGGACUUCCUCGACCAGCUACAUGGCCCAGGUCGUCAGGUGUGACACCAAGAUGAAGGACAGAUGUAAAGGUUCCACCUGCAACAGGUACCAAUGCCCAGCAGGCUGCUUGAGAAGCAAGGCGAAGAUUUUUGGGACGGUCUUUUAUGAGAGCUCAUCUAGCAUCUGCCGUGCUGCCAUCCAUGCGGGGGUCAUAGACGACAACGGGGGUCUGGUGGACGUCACCAGGAACGGGAAGGUCCCCUUCUUCGUGAAGUCGGACAGGAACGGCGUGGAGUCUGUCAGCAAAUACAAAGCUUCCAGUUCAUUCAUGGUGUCAAGAGUGAAAGUGCAGGACCUGGACUGCCAGACCACCGUCGCCCAGCUCUGUCCAUUUAAGAAGCCGACCACCCACUGCCCGAGGGUCCACUGUCCGGCGCACUGCAGAGACGAGCCGUCCCCCAGGUCUCCUGUGGUCGGAACCAACAUCUACACAGACACCUCCAGCAUCUGCAGGACGGCAGUGCAUGCAGGAGUCAUCCAUAACGAGAGUGGGGGCCUUGUGGACCUCAUGCCUGUGGACAAGAAGAAGGUCUACGUGGGCUCCACCAGGAAUGGAGUGCAGUCAGAAAGGUAG
This is a messenger RNA of Elephantulus edwardii (Cape elephant shrew), 1524 nucleotides long. It is a transcript of the gene CRISPLD2, whose product is annotated as cysteine-rich secretory protein LCCL domain containing 2. The transcript is spliced from 14 exons. NCBI's taxonomy places the organism in Eukaryota, Metazoa, Chordata, Mammalia, Macroscelidea, Macroscelididae. Bases 1 to 1524 code for a protein of 507 amino acids. The record is from RefSeq and is a predicted model, not a curated record. Gene Ontology annotation, cellular component: extracellular region.